Messenger RNA from Ostrea edulis (European flat oyster), 5462 nucleotides. Its product is annotated as lateral signaling target protein 2 homolog. Gene Ontology annotation, cellular component: early endosome membrane. Bases 476 to 2938 code for a protein of 820 amino acids. The record is from RefSeq and is a predicted model, not a curated record. Gene Ontology annotation, molecular function: metal ion binding. The transcript has 12 exons. NCBI's taxonomy places the organism in Eukaryota, Metazoa, Mollusca, Bivalvia, Ostreida, Ostreidae.
GGGGAGUCAAAAGGAAUGUGUGCCCAAAAGUAAAGAGCCUGUGUAUGCACUAUGUGGUACCAUAUUUUAAAGAUUAUAUAUGAUUUAUUUUUCAACAGUAGCGUCAAUGGGAAUGUUGGUCUGGGUGCCUUAUGCUCUAUGUGAUUAUUUUUUCUUUCAUUUUUUUUUUAUUUUGGUGAGCAUUUUCAUCCACAUACCUUCUGGCAUCUUAUGGUGACAUGAUUUACAGGCCUUGAUCCGUGUGUUUUAUAAUAAGUACACGUAGAUCCGGUUCUUUUCUCACGAUUUUUCGCAAUCCGGAUAAUUACAGUUUAUACAUUUUGGUUCCCUAUUUACAUAAAUCGAGAUCAUCGCGAGAUUCAUUGGCUUGGGAAGGUAGAACUUAAAACGAGCAAUUUAUUAUGACUAAUGUACCUUCAGGUGACAAAUGUUUGUGAUUAUCUGAAUGUGAUUAUGUUAUCUAACCAGCCUAGAGAUGAAUUCUCUUCGAAAAUGGUUCAACAGACCAAAGAAAAGUGACAGCUCACUGUUAGCCCAGUUUUUCUUCGCUGAUGAAGAGCUCAAUGAAGUGGCAGCAGAGUUGGACAGCUUCGAUGGAAGGAAGGAUCCGGAGAGAUGUACCACACUAGUAAACAAGCUGCGAGCUUGUCAGGACAAGGUUUUAGGGGUGGUACAGAAAAUCAUUGAUGAAACCAUUGGAAACCAAAAGGCAAGCAGAGACUUCAGGGUGAAGUUCCCAGACGAUGUUUUACAGGAAAACUUAUCUGGACAGCUGUGGUUUGGGGCAGAGUGCCUGGCGGCUGGGUCCAGCAUAAUGAAUCGGGAAAUAGAGAGUGCAUCUAUGAGACCCCUGGCCAGAGCUCUGACCAAGAACCUGGACAGUCUUCGGACUUUACUGAGAGAGCAGUGCCUAAGGAACCAACCCAUUGACUCAGAUAGGAUUAAAGAGUCAUUAACCAUAUUUGACAAAUUGUUUGCUGAAUUUGAAUUAAGCUAUGUGAGCACUAUGGUUCCUGUAAAGACAAUGAAGGAAUACGAUCUUACUCAGGAAGUUACUGUUCUCUUCUCAGAAACUGUACAAAGAGCUUUGAAAAAAGGCCAUAUAGAACAAGACACGAUUGAUGAUUAUGACCCGGCCCUUAUGUUCACAAUACCGAGACUGGCCAUUGUUUGUGGAUUACUGGUGUUUCCUGAAGGGCCCCUGAACCCUGGUUUAGAACCUUCCAACAUAUCUGAAAUGUUUAGACCAUUUCAAACUCUACUACAGAAAAUCAGGGAACUUCUUUACACAUUGAGUGAGAAAGAAUUACAUGCUUUGGAGGGUGCUUUGUGUAGUGCCGAAGAACCAGAUAAAAUUCUCUCUUCACCGGAGCAGAAGGAUGAAUCUUCACAGGUGGAUCCAGGAUUUGAGGAGGAGUCUGACCUUAGUACAUCCAGAACCCUGACAGAAAUCACUCGUCUGGAGCAGGAAAUGACCCAGAUCUCUGACAUUUCUGAUGACCUUGUAACCCCCAGUCAGGAAGGGCCUAAUCUGCCACACCUUCCCGUGGAGGACUACUCUCCAUCCAGUACGCUUGUUGAUUCUUUAGAUGGUCAAGAAUCUCUGAACUCAAGUCUUAACAAGUCGGAGAGUCGAGAUUCUGGCCUACAGAGUGAGAAUGUCAGUACGUCAGACACAGUUAUGUGUGAUGCUGGUACUAUAAGCAUGACCUCCGAUUCCACUGUCAUUUGUUCAGAAACUCCCAGUGCAGAUUCUGAUUUAAAAAAUCAUGACGUACAGGCUCUCUGUAGAGACAUUAUUGGGGACCUAGUGAAUCAAGUAACUGAUAGGCGGCCCCCCUACAGUAGACAAGGUAGCCAGCAAUACAACUUAAACCUGGAAAUUCCGCGGAUCUCUUCAUCUGCCAACAGUUCACCCUCCACUUCUUCUCAUUCUUCAGCCAGUUCUGUUGUUUUUUGUGAUAAACCACCCCAAACCAGCGUAGACCAAUCACACUGCAGUUCUGAUAUCCACCCAUCACACAGCACUGUAGAAAACAAAGAAGCCCAUCAUGUCUGUGAUAAUGCCGGUAACACAAAUCAUGUGAUAGACACCACCGUAUGUGAUCAAUCGGAUGACCCCUCAGACCCUCGUACUUCUACUUAUGAUUAUUCACAUAGAUUACCAAAUGAUAGUGUAACUGACUCCACCAAAACAAAAUCAGAUGGAACGAACAAAGGUGCAAACAAUACUGAGGAGCCUAGCUUACAGCAACACCCUCGUAUACAGAGAAUCAGAUACACAACUGACAGCGUGAGUUCCAGCUUUUCCAGUUGCCAUAGUAAUACUUAUGAUGCAGAGUGGGAUAGAGAAAGUGAUGAGAGUUGUGAGACAAGCUCCUACAAUUCUGAGAGUAAUGAUGAUGAAGAGAUAACUUUGGCAGUUCAAGCUGCGGAACUUGCAUCCCGUAAAGAGGCCCGAGCCAGGUUUAGAAGCAGCAGUGACCUUAUUCAUAGACUAUUUGUAUGCAUAUCAGGUGUGGCAGAUCAGUUGCAGACCAACUAUGCAGGUGAUUUAAGAAACAUCCUCAAGUGUGUGUUUGACAUGAACUGUUCUGACCCCGUCAUAGUACUAGAUGAAAAUCCCAAGAGGAAAUUUGACAGACAUCCCAGCUUUAUGGCACGUAGAACUAACAGAUACGGUCAUCGUUCCACAUCAAACAGACCUAGAGACCCUCCACAAUGGGUUCCUGACGAUCAGAUGGAGAAGUGUAUGUCUUGUGAGAUUCCGUUUAACUUUGUGAGACGACGUCACCACUGCAGGAGCUGUGGAAAGAUAUACUGUGGUAGAUGCUCCUCCAACUUUGUUCCUCUGCCCCAUUUUGGAUACAUCAACCCGGUCCGCGUGUGUAAUCACUGCUUCCUGUUCCAGGUCACACCGUUUACCGUCAACGAAUGAAAAGCCACCCUAUAUUUUCAAACCAUCCCUGCGAAUUUUAUUCAUGUAUAUUUUGGAAAGUUCUUUUACGUAGCUGUAAGCCAAAUUUUUAUGUGUUACUUUAACUCAUUGUGCUUAGAAACAAAACUUGAUGUUGGUAUUAAACAGUGGAUGAUAUACUAUUUCUUUGAUUUCUGCAUUAGCAGUGAGUAUGGCAAAACUCACUUUCAGAUUGACUAAUUCAGAUUGAUUAAUUCAAUACCAAGACAUGCACAGCAUAUGAAAUAGGAGUGUAUGUACUUAGAAAGGUUUGCUUUACUUCUAGGUUUUUUAAGUUUUAUCUCGUGACAUGUAUGCUGUCUGAAUGCACCUAAAAAUACAUGUACAUUUAAUUUGAGUUCUGAAUGACAGAAUUUGGUUUUUUCUCUCUCUGUGUACAGAUAGUAUAAUAAAUGCAUGAUAAUGUAACAUCUUAGGUUAAAAUUAAAAAAAAUUGUUUGUUUGCCUUCGUCUGAUUUUAGCACAUUUUUAUCAUAAUUUCUUUUGACUGAUUUCAUUGGGAAUUUUUUAGGUAUCUGAGUCAUAAUUUACUGUUUUAGAGCUUUCUUGAAGUAAUUAUAAUUUCAAGGAAAAAAGUUUUGCUCUCCUACCUACCUACCCAUAUUUCGAAUAUAGUAACGGAGUUGAGAGAGGGCAAACAAUAUUUUUUAUGGUGGCCUUACUUCAUGUAUUUUAGUAGGUAAUGUCAAUUUCACCUCGUAAGUGUCCAGCUUUCUAUUACAGUGUGAUACGUAAUAUUAUUAAUCUGUUAUGGAAACCAUAUAUAUGUAUAUAUACUAUUGUGACAGCAAAGUUGUAAUAUUUUAUUAAUUUUUUUUUUAUUGUUUUAUGUUAUGAUUAAGCCAAUUGGUUUGAUAUUUCUAUUUUCUUAUUUCUUUGAGACCUUGUUGUGUUAUAAUUAAGUCAAUGGGUUUGACAUUUCUGUUUUCUUUUUUUCUUGAGACCACUGUUCUUGAUGCAAGUUAUUAGAUAAGUCAUACCUUUAUUAUCCAUGAUUUGUCAACAACAAUAAUGUUUGUAAAAGUAAUACAAAGACACAAAUAAUGGCAUUUGACAUUGCUUUGAUCAAUAAUGGGUUUUCUUAAAAAUUCCCGAUUUAGUCUUAUUUACACCGAUAUUCUCAACUUUAAGGGCCCUGGUCCCAGACCCCAAGUAUGGGAUUAAAAAAGAAACAACUUUAAAAAAUGUAAACCCCUGUAAAACAAUUUUGCUGAAUUAAUUUCCUUUAUAGUAAUUAGUGAAAUGAUAAUCGUAUUUGGCAAUGAGAAUGUAAACAGAUAUUGACGCUAUAUACCGGUAUUUAGAACACGUACAGGUAUAAAAUGGGAAUUGUACAGAUAUAAAGCGGGAAGCACACGUACGUUGAUUGACUAUUAUUUUUUAUUUUGUACCAUGAGUUCAUCUCGCUGUUAUUCUACCUCAGGAUGGAUACCAUGGGGAUUUUAGGAUACUUAAGACAUUUUCAGUCCGAGUGUAAUGAAAGAACACUUGGAGCAUUCUGGGUCUGGUUACAUUAUGAAAGGCAUUUAUUUUGUUCUAUUCCUUGUGUUUCACUAGACUGUUGCUGCAGAGCUACAGACAGAGAUGGUGUAUGAAAGUGUGAUAAAAUAGUGGAUACAUUAAAUGAUGUAUUGAUGAAUUCAUCACAAGUGCAAUUACCUAGCAAAAAAUGCAACUUAUUUACUUACCACAUCUGUAUAUGAAAUUCCUUUUCUUGUAAAGAAUGGCAUUGCAAGCACUUUGUAUUGAAGUGUUUUUUUUCUAAUCGUAUACAUAUAUGUCUGCCAGUAACAUGAGCAAAUAUGUGUAACUAACAAAAUAUGGUUGUAUUAUUUAGUAUUCAAGAGGUUGUAUUUUUAUUGUAAUUUUGGAUAGCUUAACAUGACACAAUGAGAAUGUAAUGCAUUUAAACUGAAUAUUUUGUGAGCAUAUGCUUGCAUGUAUUGUCUUUUUGCUGUCUUUGUGAACAAAAUUUUUUGGUUCAUAUCAAACAAGUAUCUGUACAUUGUGUAUGUAUGUGAAACAUACUAGAACAUCAUGGAAAUUAAUGGAAUGUGUGAUGUCUGCGUCUGAAAUAAGUUUUUCCCCGCUGAACUAUUCUGAUUGUAAUUCAAACCUUGUUAUUUCAUAUGUACUAUGAUCUGAUGAUACUGUUUAAUCUUUGAAAAGUAUUAACUUGCAUUGACUUUGAAAUGUCAGGGUGAUAAUGUUUUGAUGUUAAAACGGUUUAAAUUAAAUUAAAAUUAUGAUAUUCUGUUUAGGUGGAAGUGCAUACGUAUGUAGCAUGUCUUAACCUGUACACCCAUUUAAUUUGGUUAUUAUAUAUAUUCAUCAUUUGAUCUUGAACUUGUAAGAAGCUGUAUACUGAUUUGUGAAAAUAUUGAGCUCGAGUUUUUCUGCGAUUGUACUGCAUAAGUUUUUAAUCAAACUUGUAAAAUUAUAUAAUGAAUAAAAAUCUUCACACUUGUGAAAAGAGGUUGUAGAA